This is a messenger RNA of Penaeus monodon (black tiger shrimp), 1351 nucleotides long. RefSeq lists its product as uncharacterized. The record is from RefSeq and is a predicted model, not a curated record. Bases 29 to 1351 code for a protein of 440 amino acids. NCBI's taxonomy places the organism in Eukaryota, Metazoa, Arthropoda, Malacostraca, Decapoda, Penaeidae. The transcript has 12 exons.
UAAAAACGAUAAAUCAAAAAAACGACAAAUGGGAUCUUGCUUUACCAGUGACGGAAGAAUGUACCACACGGGGGACACUUACACCGAUAACUGCAUACUCUACAUCUGCCUUAUCGAUGAUGGGUACCCCUUGGGAACAGACGAAUCUUGUUGUUUGGGUGAGGAUAUGAACUUACACCCGGAUAGUUCUACUUACGACGUCUACUGUCAGACCUACCUGUGUGAUAACGGGACACAGAAUAUCACUAACACCAACGUCACCGAGUGCUGCGUGGACAUGAACGGGCAAUGGUAUGAGAAUGGAGAAAUAUUUUCCGUUGACUGCAAGGAGUGGGUGUGUGCUGACGGCAUCGCGAUGGAGACAGGCAGCCCAACAGCUGAGUGUUGCAUCGGUCCAGAUAACCAGCCACGAUUCAAUGGCCAGACCUUCUCCGUCGACUGCAUAGCUUACAUGUGUGUAGACGGUAUGGUGCUCCCUUCGCCAGCCCAUGUCACUGAGUGCUGCGCCGAUGAGCUCGGUCGCUGGUACGAAAAUGGAGAGAGCUUUACUGUUAACUGCGUCGAAUAUUAUUGCAAUGCCGGGACAUCUAUGAGGAACCCUGGUAGUCAUACUCCCGAAUGUUGCAAUGACAUAGACGGAAACUGGUACGCCAAUGGCCAGACGUAUAUCCACCAGUGCCAAGGUUACACUUGUCUUGGAGGAGCGUCUGCCUAUCUCCCAGGGAUGGUACAGGCGUGCUGCGGAACCCAGGACGGACGUUGGUAUCGAGACGGAGAAACAUUUACGGAGAAUUGCGUCGAAUACGUGUGCCAGGGAGGGUUCCAGGAGAGACUUCACCAAGGCCACCAGGCGGUCCAUAACUGUUGUCGCGACGUGGAUGGGGAAUGGCAUGCGAACGGAGAGACAUACGUGUUCAUGUGCGACGUCUUCCUGUGCGAGGACGGCUCUUCGGUCCUUCAGCACGAGACAGUAGAUAGAUGCUGUAUGGAUAGCAUGGGCGAAUGGCAUGCAAAUGGAGCUUCGUACAGCGACCAGUGUAAAGAGUUCAUCUGCAACAGCGGCAUUGCAUCAUUCUCACAUUACCCGGCAAACGACUGCUGUAAGGACACCACGGGUAACUGGCACCAACACAUGGAGACUGUAACGAUAGGUUGUGAAGUAUAUAUUUGUAUCAAUGGCACCAAUACAUGGACACCUGGGCACGCCGAGGAAUGCUGCGCGACAGCCAAGGCAAACUGGUACGCAAGGUUUACUUUUCUACGACAAUGGGAAACGAGUACUUGUGAAAAUGGCCUCUCUGUGCUCGUUAAACUAAGGCGUCAGCACGUAGAGAAGGCGGAGGAGAGAUGA